Messenger RNA from Exaiptasia diaphana, 4371 nucleotides. RefSeq lists its product as uncharacterized. Lineage: Eukaryota; Metazoa; Cnidaria; Anthozoa; Actiniaria; Aiptasiidae. Gene Ontology annotation, molecular function: DNA-binding transcription factor activity, RNA polymerase II-specific; RNA polymerase II cis-regulatory region sequence-specific DNA binding. Bases 205 to 2061 code for a protein of 618 amino acids. The record is from RefSeq and is a predicted model, not a curated record. The transcript is spliced from 6 exons. Gene Ontology annotation, biological process: anatomical structure development; regulation of transcription by RNA polymerase II.
CGCGUAGGUCAGUAAAACAUAGCGAAGCUUAGAUUCAUUGACUAUCUAACGGGGCUAAAGACUAGGGAUACGAUUGAUGAAGAACGGAAAAUCAAACACAAGGGAGUAAAGACAAAGUUGGGACAUUGUUAAGAGGAUGUUAUCAGAUUAGUAUUCGCGGGAAGUUAGGGAGAAAUCAUUGAGCGACCAAUCACCCAGUGGAGUAUGCCUCAUAGAGGUCCAGGUGGGGUCAACCAGCUGGGAGGUGUGUUCGUCAAUGGCCGACCACUUCCCGACUACAUGCGACAUCGCAUCGUAGAGCUGGCUCACUGCGGAGUCCGGCCUUCGGAGAUCUCUCGGCAAUUACUCGUAUCCCACGGCUGUGUCAGUAAGAUCCUUGGACGUUACUAUGAGACAGGCUCCGUUAGACCUGGUGCCAUUGGYGGAAGUAAACCAAAAGUGGCUACUCCUAAAGUGGUGAAGAAGAUCCUGGAAUACAAGGACAAGAACCCUUGUAUCUUCGCAUGGGAGAUACGGAAUAACCUCUUGUCUGAUGGGGUAUGUGAUAAGACCAACGUGCCGAGUGUAAGCUCUAUCAACAGGAUUCUUAGGAAUUCUGCCGCAGAGAAAGAAGCCCGGGCGGUUCAAGAACAGGUUAAACAUGCUCAACAGGUUCAACAUCUUCAGCAACAGGUCACCCUUCAGCCCCAAAUGAAUGGAUUUCCAUCACAGAUCAACUUUGCCCUACCCCACACCACUGCCGUCAAUUUCUCACCAAACAUUCAACAACCACAGAUAACACAGCCCCAUCAAUCUACUGUCCCUACUGCCCCUCAAGUACAACACCAACCACAGCACCCCUCCCCAGUGAAAACCCCACAGGACCUAAUCGUGCAAAAUGUCGAGAAACCKUCACCGGAAAAUGGACACAACAUUUCACAAAACGGAAGCAUACAGGAUCUUCACGUCAAAACGGACCAGGAACUACAGAAAGACGAAUCGGACAAAGAACAAAUGAACGAGGAAAGAAAACGAAAGUCAGACAGUGUAAUGAGCGAGACUAGUGACACUAUUAAACAACUCCCAGAGAAGAUCAAUGGAGAGAAUACUGAUGUUAAUGGUAAUGAAGGCCCUGAAGCCAAGAAGAGAAAGAUUGUUUACUUGGACAAUGGAAAUACAAAUGGAAGCAAACAGGACACAUUGAGCCCCGUCUACACACGAGUCUCCCCCACGUGGAUAAAGUACAACUCUGUUAUUCCAAGCGGAUUCGCAUUUGCUGGUAACAUYAAUGGCCUCAACACCAUCACMGAAAUGAAUGGAAUUAACAUGAAUGGGAUAAAUGGGAUUGGAAAUGURAAUGGAAUAAGCGCAAUCAAUGGAAUCAAUGGAAUGACAGCACAGAUGAAUGGAGUGAAUGGGAUGAAUGGAAUGGGAAAUGGAAUGGGAAAUGGAGUGGGAUUUGUGAAUGGGAAUUCGGCUCUUAGUGGAAUAAACGGCCUUGCUGGAAUCAGCACAAUCAAUGGAAUCAACGCUCUUGCAAACUUGAGCUGUCAGACCGUGAAUAGCAUUAACGGCAUCAAUGCAAUCAACGGUCUUCAAGURAACGGACACGGAAACAGCACAGGGUUCCCACAACAACAUGUGGACCAAGAUAGAUCUGUGAAUAACCAAAGYAAUGGCAAUGGAGUUCAUUCUGAGAACAUCCACUGGUCGUCGCAGUACCCAGUAGUAUGCAUACCAGAGUCCAGUCAGUCUGGACCRACCAACCAAACGGUCACAGUCAACAAGGAGGGGUUUCCUCCACAAAUCACUUUCCAAUUCGCGGGAGCACCGCGAUCUGAGUUACAUAACAGUAACGGAAGUACCACUACCACGUCAGUCUAUGCACCUAUCUCAAAUGCUGGACCGCGGUUUUCAACAAUACCWGUAGGUACACCAAUAGCUAAUGGGAUCCAGGCUAUGCAGUUUUCUCGUCCUAUGACGACCGAGUUUACGUCCCCAAUCAUGAAAAUUGURGGACCUGGGACUUUUCUUCCAUUAAGGCCGUCCAUGUCAGCGCUUGAUACACUAACGCAAGGUUAAGUCAGACAUGUGGGACAGGCUACGAGUGUACGAUAAAUAUACCCUCGCGCACGCGCAAUAACAAACUUACUUUUCGCUUUGAAAAGCGCUGCGCAAAUAACAUCUAAAGCGAAACUGUCUGCAAAAAACAGCGAAACAGUGAAUCAUACUUGAACAAUGAUAACCUUGAAUGGYGAAUUUUGAUUUCUGAGAAGAGUUGACCUACUUCUAUAUUUGACCAAAACCAAUGUACAAAAGAUGAGAUGAUAAUAGCAAAAACCACAAAGAACACUACGUCUUAUUCAUAAUUGUGUUUUCCGAUAAAAUGGUGAAUCAUUGCAUCGGAUGAAAUUUUAUUUUUAUUCAGUUCACUUUUUUAUUCAAACUAGAACGGCAAAGUAAUUUUUCGUUAUUUUAGUAAUUUAUUUUAGAUUAGUUMUGGUCUUUGUGGUCUUUGCUUUGUCUUGCAAAGCCAACCUUAGUUAAAAACCAACUAGAUCUCUCUGGAUAUUCUAUAAAAGAGCUUUAGAUCUGAUUGCUACAGCACGAUAAAUGCAGUUAYGAGUUUUGCUUAAUAAAACAAGCAAAUUAAAUAAUAAAAAUAACAUGAUAUGAUUUCUAUAUGAUUUUUGCAAUCAGAUCUAAAGCUUCAGCUAUCAAGAAUUAUACUGCUUGCAAUUUUCUAUAAAUAUGUAAACUAUAGCUAAAAUAUAUGAGCUUCUUUAUUCAAUAUAGCAUAUUAUUGAGUGAGUUUAGAAAUUUAGAAAUGAUUUUAGUGAAAUCCUCAGACCUGGUUAACAUUUAAUCGGAAAUUAACUUGUAUUAUUUAAAAUCAAUCGCAAUUAAUAGCGAUAUAUUYAUUGUAAUUAUAUUUAUGUAUAUUUUAUUUAUCCUUAUUGACAUUAGUAGAGAACGUACUAGCAAAUUUUGAAUUCCAAAAUCCACAGUCCAUUCCAUGAAUUAACUUGAUCARUUUGACAAGGAAUGCCGGACAAAUGAAGAAUUAUAUAUCAUUAAGAAACAAUGCUGUUGGAGGCAAUGAAAAAAGAGCUAGCUAGAAUKUUUGGGAGCACUUCCCCCAAGUUAUAGUCAAAUCCAUAUUUGGCACUGAAAAAGCUCAAAAAUGUAUUCAAACAAAUGCGUCAUUUGACGUUGUUUUAUUGCUUUUAGAUAAAAACAUUGUGCUGUAGCCAUCCUAGUCAAUUACUAAAAACAAUUCGUUUAAAAUAGAGUAGAAUAGAACGAUAUAUUUCGGCCAAAAUUCAUACGCCGCCAUAUUGGACGRUGAGGUGUGACGUCAUAGAGACGCCAUGUUGUUACGUCAUCCAAUGUGGCGGACAUUAAAACUGUUAGAGUUCUACAAUUGACAAGGAAGGAGCUAUSAGCGCAAAUAGUACUAGUGACAAAUAGAUAGCUAUUGUAUCUAUAUAUUACACUACAAAAGAGAUUCUAUUUUUCCAUAUAACUACAUCAAAACCAACGAUUAUUUAUUUACGUUUACUGGUCUUUGUUGAUUAGGUGUCUGUCUGUUUGUCGAGUCAUAUGUUCUUUGUUUCUAUUGUACAAUGUAGUAUUUUCAUUUUCUAAUAACCUGUAUUACCAAUACGGUCAUCAUUCUGAAAGUCCAAAGUGCUUCAAUCCAAGGGUCAAAACAAUUACAAAGUCUUUACUUUCCUAAAUACAUAAAUUAAUACAGUUUCAUAUAAUAUUAAUCUCAAAAAUUGAAUUAAGCUUUAAUCCAAGGGUCAAAACAAUCACAAAGUCUUUACUUUCCUAAAUACAUAAAUUAAUACAGUUUCAUAUAAUAUUAAUCUCAAAAAUUGAAUUAAGCUUUAAUCCAAGGGUCAAAACUAUUAAAAAGUCUUUACUUUCUUGAAUAUAUAAAUUAACACAGUUUUUCAACAGUUUCUCUUCAUAUUAAUCUCUAAAAUUGAAUUAAGCUAAUAUGGCGACAGUAUUGGUAAUAUGGUUAAUUUCUUUGCUUGCGGAUUUACUUCUGAAGGGCCUUGUUUUAGAAAAUAGAGGCGAUUCAGAUCAAAAUAUACAAUUACCACACGUCGCUUCAAACAAACGAAACAUAAGUUUAUCAACAUGUCAAAAGAGUUGCCAAAUAUUGACUAAGAAAUCCUCCUUUUCUAAAAAUACACAUUUGGCAGUAAUAGCGAGCAUGCGCAUUUUAAAAUGAAAGUCAAGCCUCAGAAUGAUGUAUGUUUACCAUGGCAAAUCUUUUGAUCUGAUUUUAGAAUGAAAGACUUUCCUGUUCAGCUUAAGCAUUUUGUUGUCUGUAAAAAUGUUUUCCAGUGAACUUCUAAUAAAUAAGAAUAAAAUCAA